GCCCAUGGAUGUAUAAUAAGAACGGUGCAGCCGCUCAUCAACAACAACAAUAGAACCGGAAUCAGAACCUAACGGGACUCCGUAGUUUCCAGAGACCCAGAGAUGCACCGACUCCUGCUCGUGUUUGUCGCCGCCUCCGGAGCGUCUGUCCUCGGCCUCCCUGUGGAGGAUGUGUCCCCCCCCUCUGAUCCCUGCCUCGCCCCGCUGCAGUGGGAGGGCCGCUGGGUGAGUUUCGACCACAGCACCGGGAGAAACAGCCGGUCCUCGGUGUCCUACGACGGCCUGAAGCAGAGGGUCCGCGUCCUGCAGCAAAACAAGAAGCACACACCCUGCCAGAGGUUCUUUGAGUACAUCUUCCUGUACCAGAGCGGGGUGAUGUUCCAGAUCGACCAGAAGACGAAGGACUGCUCAAAGAUCGCUCUGACGGACGCAUUCGAUCCCUUCGACAUCCCCAAAAACUCCACCUUCGAGGACCAGUACCUCAUCGGGGGUCCCGGGGACAGCGUGGAGGUCCAGGAGUGGUCCGAUAGGAAGCCUGCGCGCCAACAUGAGACCUGGGUGGGGGUCUACACCCUGAAGGACUGCUACCCGGUGCAGGAGACCUACGUCAGGAACAGCAGCGUCACCACCUCCACCCGCUUCUUCAACCUGCAGCUGGGCAUCAGUGACCCCGACGUCUUCACCCCGCCCUCCACCUGUCAAUCAGCCCGGCCCCAGAGGAUGUCCGACUCCUCCUGCUCAGCAAACCCUCUCCUCUUGGUUUAGAAACCUUCGGGGUGACUUCGGUGUUUUUCAACCCUGUUUAAUCAGGUUUCAGUGAAAAGGUAAUAAGGGGGGAGGGUGUUUCUCGGGGGUUAAAAUGGGCGUCCACCAAUCGAUGGAUCAGUGCUUUGAUCCCCAGUCUCUGUAAUCAACAUGUCCAAGUGUCCUUAAGCAAGAUACUUAACCCUUAAUAGGUCCUGCAUGUCUGCUGUAUAAAAGUGCACCUAAGUCACUCUGCAUAAAAGCUAAAAUGACUUAAAAUAUAACCCUUCAUCAAUGUCCAUCCACUAAAGCAGAGGUGGGAGAAGUACUCAGAUCUUGUACUUGAGUAAAAGUAGAAGUACUCAGAUCUUGUACUUCAGUAAAAGUAGAAG
Trematomus bernacchii (emerald rockcod) is the source of this 1136-nucleotide messenger RNA. It is a transcript of the gene epdr1, whose product is annotated as ependymin related 1. The record is from RefSeq and is a predicted model, not a curated record. Gene Ontology annotation, cellular component: extracellular region; lysosome. Gene Ontology annotation, molecular function: calcium ion binding. Gene Ontology annotation, biological process: cell-matrix adhesion. NCBI's taxonomy places the organism in Eukaryota, Metazoa, Chordata, Actinopteri, Perciformes, Nototheniidae.